AAACGUUCAAAUGUACGCAACGAGUUCGCAGGUACCACUACAGCACCCAGUACCACAACACGCGUUUAAGCCGCCAUUGACGCCGGACAGCCUCGCAAAGGACUCGCGGGGGAGUCUAGACAGCCAUCCGGGAUACGACAGCGACCCUUACAAUCCAUCCCACUAUCAGAAUACAAAUGCACAGACAGAUAAUAUAUACCAGCAGCAACAGUUUCAGCAGCCUCAGUUCGCUUAUCAGCAGCAACAAUACCAGCAGCCAUUCAAUUUGAACGAUGGCACGACACAAAUGGGAAUUCAAUUCGGCAAGUCCGCGUUUGCAGCAGGGCACGAUUAUGUAGAUAGAAAUCUCGCACGCCAUUUACCUCUGCCAAUUGUUAAAAGCCUCUUCAACGUCAGUACAGCCUAUGUAGGUGCGAAAUUGCGUCUGAUUUGCUUCCCAUGGACACACAAACGCUGGAUGCGUACGAGAAAUGAGACUUUCGCUCCAGACGGCGCACCAAUCACUGCUGGAUACCUCUCCCCUAGGCAGGAUGUCAACUCACCAGAUCUGUACAUUCCGUUCAUGUCUGUCGUAACUUACAUCAUUUUAGCAGCAAUAUAUGCAGGUAUACAUAAUAGAUUCCAUCCGGAGGUGUUAGGUGGUAGAGCCUCGGUUUCGUUUGCCAUUGCACUCACUGAACUGGCCCUAAUCAAACUCAUUUGCUAUCUUCUUGGUGUCGAAACAGGCGCUAGUGCAGAAACAGGCUGGUCAGCUGGCGUCAGUGGCAGCGUCGAACUCAUGUCAUACUGUGGUUACAAAUUCGUCAGUGUUCUCCCACCCCUUGCCGUCAAGCUGUUCUUCCCAUCCUGGAGAUUCGUCUACUACGCCGUGUUCCUCUAUUGUCUCGCAGCACAAGGAUUCUUUUUGCUCAGGAGUCUGAAAUACGUUCUCCUCCCAGACGCAUCAUCAGCAUCGGCCGCCACGCUAGUCUCUGUCGGCUCCUCAGAACGCCGACGCAGACUCCAGUUUCUGUUCAUCAUCGCUUGCUUCCAGCUCGUAUGGAUGGGUGUUCUUGUAUGGAUCUAGAAAUACAAUACUGUAAACUUAAGAAUAA
Wallemia mellicola CBS 633.66 is the source of this 1094-nucleotide messenger RNA. RefSeq names its product YIF1-domain-containing protein. NCBI's taxonomy places the organism in Eukaryota, Fungi, Basidiomycota, Wallemiomycetes, Wallemiales, Wallemiaceae. The coding region runs from base 11 to 1066 and encodes 351 amino acids. The record is from RefSeq and is a predicted model, not a curated record. Gene Ontology annotation, cellular component: endoplasmic reticulum membrane; endoplasmic reticulum-Golgi intermediate compartment; COPII-coated ER to Golgi transport vesicle. The transcript has 2 exons. Gene Ontology annotation, biological process: endoplasmic reticulum to Golgi vesicle-mediated transport.